Syngnathoides biaculeatus (alligator pipefish) is the source of this 1199-nucleotide messenger RNA. It is a transcript of the gene six2a, whose product is annotated as SIX homeobox 2a. Gene Ontology annotation, cellular component: nucleus; transcription regulator complex. The transcript is spliced from 2 exons. NCBI's taxonomy places the organism in Eukaryota, Metazoa, Chordata, Actinopteri, Syngnathiformes, Syngnathidae. The record is from RefSeq and is a predicted model, not a curated record. Bases 132 to 1070 code for a protein of 312 amino acids. Gene Ontology annotation, biological process: regulation of transcription by RNA polymerase II. Gene Ontology annotation, molecular function: DNA-binding transcription factor activity, RNA polymerase II-specific; RNA polymerase II cis-regulatory region sequence-specific DNA binding.
UUUGUUUUGGGAUUUUUAGGUUGUUGGGUUUUUUUGUUUUUUUUUUUUUGUUUUAUGUCAUGACCGGAGCGGAGUGUCACCCUAUGGACUGAGCGGCAAGCGGCCACAAAAUUUCCCCGAGCUUGUCCACCAUGUCCAUGCUGCCGACUUUCGGCUUCACGCAGGAGCAAGUGGCGUGCGUGUGCGAGGUUCUGCAGCAGGGCGGCAACAUCGAGCGCCUGGGCCGCUUCCUGUGGUCGCUGCCGGCCUGCGAGCACCUCCACAAGAACGAGAGCGUGCUCAAAGCCAAGGCGGUGGUGGCCUUCCACCGCGGCAACUUCCGCGAGCUCUACAAGAUCCUGGAGAGCCACCAGUUCUCGGCGCACAACCACCCCAAGCUGCAGCAGCUGUGGCUCAAGGCGCACUACAUCGAGGCGGAGAAGCUGCGCGGGCGGCCGCUGGGCGCCGUGGGCAAGUACCGCGUGCGUCGGAAGUUCCCCCUGCCGCGCUCCAUCUGGGACGGCGAGGAGACCAGCUACUGCUUCAAGGAGAAGAGCCGCAGCGUGCUGCGCGAGUGGUACACGCACAACCCCUACCCGUCCCCGCGCGAGAAGCGGGAGCUGGCCGAGGCCACGGGACUCACCACCACGCAGGUCAGCAACUGGUUCAAGAACCGGCGGCAGCGGGACCGCGCGGCCGAGGCCAAGGAGAGGGAGAACAACGAGAACUCCAACAACAAUAACAACAACAACAAUCCGCUGACGUCCUCCAUGAACGGAACUAAAACUCUUUUGGGGAGCUCGGACGACGACAAAACGCCCGCGGGCACGCCGGACCACCACACGUCCCCGAGCCCGGCGCUGCUGCUGCACGGGUCGUCCGCGGGCGGCUCCGCGGGUGGCGGCGGCCAGCUGCAGGCCCCCUUGCACGGCCUGGCGCCCCCGGCCGGCCCCAGCGCAAUCCCGGUGCCCGGCGGCGGCGACUCUGUGCACCAUCACCACCACCACCUCCACCACCACCACCAUCACGCCAUGCACCACGACACCAUACUGAACCCUAUGUCGUCCAACUUAGUGGACCUGGGCUCCUAGAACUACGACAACAACAACUUUGCGGAGGACAUUUUUUUUUCACUUGUUCCCCCUUUUUUUGUAAUAGAAAGAGUGCAGAAAUGUGCCAGUGGGAUUUUUUUUUUUUUUUUUUGUGGAAAGAAAGCACUU